AUGGCUUCCUCCUCUGAAUCCUCCGGGACCCCCUCUCCCUCUGGGUCGGUUCGGAUCAUCCGAGGCCCUGAAGACGGAAGAGCCCCCGGCCACAGCUCCACCGACUUUAAUACUCCCUCGACCGCUCCAGAAGAAUCGCUACAGGGCAGCAAGGACGACUUGUGUCUACCAAGCAUCGUGCCGACCCAAACACAUGACUCCGGCGACUGGGCUGAUCGGGACACGAUAGAUCCGGCGCUGAUUAGGUUCACGCUGGAUGAGCCCCACGCCCUCAAUCUACCCACAUCGGACAACCCGACAUCGAUAGACUUGUACAAGGAGGCCUGUAUAGAGCAGUCGCCCACGCCGUUCCACAGGUGGAUGAGGACGUUGCGGCGGCGUGGUCUCGGCCAGCCGGUUCUGGUCACAGACGACGACCUCGUGCCCAGGCCCUUCUCUGCGAACGGCUUGCCAGGCAGGCUCAAUGGCGGAGGCCAUCACCGCCAGUCAUCUUCUGGCUCGUCCUUUGGAUUUGUCGAGACCGUCAAGACGGCCAGCGCCAGCCUUGCGAGCGGUAGCAUUUUUGCUCGGUCCAGACGGACUAGCAUGCGGUCCUCCCGAUCUAAAACGCACACCGACCUCAGUAGCAGGGCAUCGAUGUCUAGUAACAGAUGUUCGGAGGACAGCGCUGGGUUAGAUAAGCCACAGGUCCUGGAUAGGGCGACAGUGGAGCGCUCGCUCCAAAGGCGUCGGAUUUUGGAAGAGCUCAUCAGCACAGAAGAAGGUUACAUUGGCGACGUGCGGUUCCUAAUGAAUGUCUACGUCACGAUACUUGUCUCACUGCCCACUAUGCCUUCGGGUCUGCGGUCCUCGAUUAAUCGCAAUCUGGCUGACAUUAUCGAGCUUCACGAAGAGCUCCUGGGGGAGCUGCAUCGAGCCGUUCCUUACUCAGAGUACACGCAGAUGAACAUUCCUCCACAUUCAAAACACCAUACUCAUGGCCACAAUCGGAUUCGGAGCUUGGAUGUCGUACCUGAGAAUAACGGAAGCAUGUCGUGGCUAGAGACUGUUCCCGGGAUGGUUGCCGAGCCCAGUGUCGUUGCAGAUGUUGCCCAGGUCUUCACGAAGAAGAUGAAUCGAUUCUUCGUAUAUGAAGAAUACGGCGCAAAGUACGAGAUGAUGAUGAAGGACAUUGCGUCGGCUCAUCGAACCAUGCCGCAAUGGGAGCUGUAUCAGAAGGGGCUGGAGACACUGGCAUCCACACUUGGCCCAAACAGCAAACAUGGGAUCGAGUCAAAGAAGUCCUUGACCAUCGGAGAUCUUCUCGUGAAGGAACUCGAUGCUGCAUCCAAGAACCGCAUCCGCUCGUUUGGCCAUAUAGAACUUUGUGGUGCACUACAUGCCUGCUGGCAGUCAAAGGAUGGAAUUCAUGGGCAGUAUAUGGUGGCUAUGCUUUACAAGGACUGGUUCUGUCUUGCUUCGGCGAGCCGGGUCGACCAGGUUUACACACUGCAAGUCUGUAUACCAACAAGUAACAUCAAAAUCGAAGCAGCGGACAAUGGACGAGGUACCAUUGCGCGCAGGCUAUCCAUACAAAGAGCAACAACUGUCGGACCGAAAACGCCGCUUUACCAUGUCGUUGUAAGAAACACGAGCGUCGAGAAAGAAGCUCUGUCUUCGUCCAACAUGAACAUCAGCCGAACACAGUCUCUCCUUGCUACUAAGGGUCGAAUACCGGUGCUGGCACCAUCACGAGGAGACAGAGCCAGGCUGGAGGCCCUGCUCUCGGAUGUAUGGACUCGAGAGGUCCUCCCGUUUCCUGGCAUGACUACUCGAGCUCGCAAUGAACACAUUAUCCGCACCUCGGCGCAAUCUAUGAUGCGAAAGCUGAGUGUUACGAGCAUCACAAGUACUUUUACUAAGCGCUCGGCCAGCUUCGCCAGUAUCACUAGAAAUAGCGACGAUGAGUCUGUUGAAGAGGAGGUACUCGCUCCAGCCAUCAACAUGAGAGACAAUGCCCCGUCUAUUCGAAUGCAGAUUGGUGAGGAGGGUAGUAAAAUAGCGCGCUUAUCCGUCAUCGAUGACGAGUCGGCGCCUUCAACAGUUCGAGCCCGCUACGAGCCUCCUCGCACUGCGGACAGUGCUGAGAGCAAGAGGAGCCCGCAACGCCGAACGCGCAUCCCCAGGAGCCCGAGUGCGUGGCAGCUUAGGGAGCUUGCGCUGGCUAAGACGCCGUCGGCCCCGGCUGCCCUUCACGCCAGGUCCGUCAACAGCCCAGGGCUAAAACGCCAGGCUUCCAUAUUGUCACGGAGAUCGGUCUGUUCAGCAUUUGACAAAAGUGAUGGCUUCGGCAAGAACACAAGGAAGAGAAGGGCAUACGAGCAGUCGGAGCCUCCAUUGCCCUCAGAAGGGUCGACGCCGUCUCCGCAGACGCAGCAUUCGUCUGCCAAGUGGUCCAAGGUGGAUAUGCUACGCCGGGGUGCUGUGGCUCAGGGGAUCCGAGGCUUCUUUCGAUAG
This is a messenger RNA of Diaporthe amygdali, 2496 nucleotides long. RefSeq names its product round spore. The transcript is spliced from 4 exons. Gene Ontology annotation, molecular function: guanyl-nucleotide exchange factor activity. The coding region runs from base 1 to 2496 and encodes 831 amino acids. The record is from RefSeq and is a predicted model, not a curated record. Lineage: Eukaryota; Fungi; Ascomycota; Sordariomycetes; Diaporthales; Diaporthaceae.